GAUGGCUGGUGGCAGCGCUGCAGGUCUUUGCCCCUCGCAUCGGCGUGGGGGCUAGGCGGCGGGGCUGUACGUUAGUGGUGUGGAGCGACUGUUGCGACGCAGCAGGCUUUUACAAUCAAUCGAUAGUUAGGUCAAGCGAAUGCGCUCCCUUAUAAUCGAUACUCAGGCAAAAAGUGGAAAAACAGGAGUAGCCUUUUACCUCCAUCGUGAGGGGCCGAACCUGGGUAAACCCGUGUCCUUCGACCCGCUCAACCCCGACAAGCUAAUCACCGUUUGCGAUGGCCUCACGUCUAAGUCCUCACAUUAGGACAUUUACCGUGACAAAACCACGACACUACCCCUAUGAGCACCUCCGCGAGACUGAACCGGCACAUCAUCUUGAAAUUGAUGAGAUCGUCACAUACACCUUUGUAGUCGACGGGUAACGUCUUCUCCCACUAAAUGCACAUUGCCAAAAAUUCAGAAAAAUGCGAGCAUAAAUGUCAAGUCCGGGACUUGCAACUCUGGUGAGCGGAGGAUGCCACAAUCCUCCUAAUCAUCGAAGCACAGGUUGGUUCGCAACUAAACAUAGUACUCUCUCUCUGUUUCUAAAUAUAACUCUUUUUUAGUAGAGAUUAUAAUAUAGACUACAUACGGAGCAAAAUUUAUAUUUUAAACUAUAUCUAUAUACAUCCGUAUGUAGUCCGUAUUGAAAUAUAAAAAAAGACUUAUAUUUAAAAAAGAAUCAAACAGAGUUUUAUCAACCGAAUGGAGAGGUGGCGCUUAGUUUAUUUAGUAUAUAUACAUAUAUAGGGAGCGCCCGAUCCACUCUGGAGAAGGUUCUGGAGAAAUCGAGCGAGCACCAACCUGCCCGCCCCAACCCUAGACGCCGUCGACCGCCGCCGUCCCCGACGUCGCCGCCGCCGCCGUCCACGACCUCCGCGAGGGAUGGCUCUUGGGCGGCUUGCCUCCAGGGUGCGCGGCUCGGCUCUGCAGGUGCGGGCUGCGGCUCCCCGCGCCUCGCCGCCGGCACCCUGCCCAUGCGUUCGUCCGAUGACCUACAGCAGCAAGCCCGUGCAGGGUGAGCAGCAGGGCAAGGGACCUUCAAGGCCAAUUGACCUCCUGCGUGAGUCCAAAUGGAGGAAUGCCAAGGACGAUGGCGCUGGCAUCCAUACCUCUGCUCCGCGUGUGCCUCAACCUGCGCCCCGCACAACCCCACUGGCCGGUGGUCAGCCCGUGUCCUGCAGGAGCAUAUCAUCGGAGGUUGUGUCUUUUGGUGUGCCUGCUCUUCCUGUGGCACGCCGCUUGUCGCGUCCGGACAUCACUGCUUAUGGACUGACCCCCUUUGGGCCUGGGCAGCAGCGGAGGGGCGUUGCCCAGAUGCCAUUCCAGCCGCUGGACAACAAGACAGCAGCAGCCAAGUAUGAAGAGCUCUCUCCGGAAGGACGCCGCGUGGCAAAUCUGACAAACAUGGUCUUCAACGAGACGGUCAAGAAGAUGAAGGAGAGCAACAGGAAGAGGUUUCAUCGCAUCAACGAGGACGUCCGGAUGCUUGUGGACAAGGUGAGGAUACUCGGGUGGACGACUUCGGCCGUGAUAGGUUUCAUAGGUGUGGGCUUGUACUACCUCUACGUCUUUGUCAAGGGGGUGGUGGAGGAUAUGAGCGACCACUCCGGAGAGAUUGCGUCAGCCCUUUACAAAGGUUAUCUGUAUACUAUCUGGUCACGGCUUGGAGUGAAGUUUGAGUGGAAGGAGAAGUGGAGUAAGAAGAAGCAGGUGGCGGAGAAGAGCGAAGCUCCGGCCAAGAAGUAGGCCAGUGUUCUAAAAAUUGCACAAAGGGUUCUGUUUUUUUGCUGCAAGACUGUGAUGCAUUGGCAGAUUGGGAAGAAAGAGAUGAGCUAGGGUCCCUUUAUCGUUUUGUGCUGCAAAACAGUAGUUAGAUUUUGUUUGUUACCCUGACUGGAUCUGUUUGCUUCUUGGCCUCACCUCACCUGUUUGAUGCCUAUGCCUAAGUGUUUCUUUGUGUUGUUGGACGGAUAUCAACCUGAGUGAGGGCCUUGACUUGUGUAUAAUCUUUAGAUCAACAAACUUGAGGGAGGAGAUUGAGCUGGGUCAUAUGCUGUUGUCGAUUGCAUGAAUGAUACUACUGAUUAUUUCUUCA
Triticum aestivum (bread wheat) is the source of this 2140-nucleotide messenger RNA. RefSeq lists its product as uncharacterized. The record is from RefSeq and is a predicted model, not a curated record. Lineage: Eukaryota; Viridiplantae; Streptophyta; Magnoliopsida; Poales; Poaceae. The transcript has 5 exons. The coding region runs from base 928 to 1791 and encodes 287 amino acids.